AGAAAAGAGAACAGCGUUCCUACAGAAGGAUCGGUGGCAUCCCGACGUGCCCAUGGAGUAACUCUUUGUGGACCUUUCUUUGGGAAUAUUUGACUAACUGCUAUUUCACAUAAGAACUUAAUUGGAAUAAAAACAAAUUACUGUCCAGGAUACCUUGGUUAGUUAAACAUGGCUGAUUCCGGUUUCCCAUUCCCACCAGACUCUUUCUGUCCCCUGUGUGCUGAUGGACUCCGGGACCCGGUCACCAUUCCCUGUGGGGACACUUACUGCCUGGAGUGUAUCAAGAUCUACUGGGACCAGUACGACCACAUGGGCGUGUACAACUGCCCUCAGUGCCGCGCGUCUUUCACUCCACGGCCCGUCCUGAGACGUAACGUGCCCGAUGUUCAGCACCAGCAAGAGCCCCGCCAGCAGCUUCCGGAGCUCACCCCCUUCCCGAACAUGCGCCGCGAAUCCUACUGCGACUUUUGUGUCGGCCGCCGCAACAGGGCCGUCAAGUCGUGCCUCAUGUGUCUGGCUUACUACUGCGAGACGCACGUCAAGCCUCAUUACGAGUCGUCCACGUUCAAGAGGCACAAGCUUGUGGACGAGACGGGCCACCUGGACAGGAAGAUCUGCCCCCAGCACGAGAAGGGCCUGGAGCUGUUCUGUCGCUCUGACCAGAUGUGCAUCUGCGUGCUGUGUACUGUCAGAGAGCACCGCAGCCACAACAUUGCCUCAGCGGAAGACGAGCGCAUUGAGAAACAAAAAGUUCUGGUGGUGACCCAGUCCGAAGUGCAGCACAUCAUUUCAGAGAGGAUGAAAGAGCUGCAGGAGCUCAAGCACAAUGUGGAUGUUCUAAAAAAUGCUGCCCAGCGUGCGCAGACUGAAAGCGAUAAGACCUUCCAUGAGAUGUUGCAGGCAGUCGAGCGCUGGAAGUCUGAAAUCAAUCAGAUGAUAAUGGCCAACAUGCAGGCGGCCAUGACGCAGGCUGAUGGCUACGUUGAGCGCCUUGAGCAGGAGAUAAUGGAGCUGCAGCGGCGAGACGCUGAGCUGCGACAGAUCCUGGAAACAGAAGACAACAUUCACUUUCUGCAGAAUUUUCCCACCCUGUGUGUUCCUCCAGAGGCCAUGGUUCCUAAAGUUCUCAUCAACCCUCAAUUCUCCUUUGGAGAAAUUAGCAAAACAGCCACAGAGAUGAAAGAAAGCCUGGAUGACAUCUGUAAAAAGGAACUGAGCAAGAUCUCCAAGACGGUCAGCGAAACUCCUGUGUAUAUACUUCUGCCACGAAAUAGGGACAAACUCCUGAAAGUUCCCUCCAGGGUUGAUUUUCAGGAGCCAAAAUCCAGAACAGACUUCUUGAGAUAUGCGGUCAGACUGUCCUUUGAUUCAAACACCGUCUACAAAGAGCUCGUGCUGUCAGAUGGCAAUCAGAGAGUCACUCGAAAGAAAGCGACCCAGUUUUACCCAGACCAUCCGGAACGCUUCGAUGGCUUUUCCCAGGUGCUGUGCAAGGAGCCUCUGUCUGGCUUCAGGUUCUACUGGGAGGCCGAGUGGGGCGGGGAGUUCUCCAUCGGUGUGGCCUACAAGAGCAUCAGUCGCAAGGGCAAAAAUUCAAACAGCCUUCUGGGCUACAACGACAAGUCGUGGAGUCUCCUCUGCUCUGAUUCGGGAUACUCAGCCUGGCACAACAAAGCAGACAAAGAUCUGCCUGACGCUCCCCGGGCCGCUAGGAUAGGUGUGUACUUGGACUAUGCGGGCAACACUUUGGCCUUCUAUUCAAUAUCCAAUACAAUGGAGCUCAUCCACAGGUUCAGAGCUCAGUUCAGUGAGCCUCUAUUUGCUGGUUUUGGGGUUGGCUCCUCUGUUACCCUCUGCCAGCUGAAGCAGAGCACUAUGCCUUAUACUUAAAAAGAAAGGGAAAAAAUUAACGUCAAAGUUCCUGUACUCAAACAGCUGAAUGUUUGUUAAUGAUGAAAUGAUAAAGUGAAGACAAUUUGUGUGAAAACAAUUUUUUAUCUCCUUAGUCUAGACUUUAACCUGUAUAAGUGAUCAGUUGAUGUAAAACUACAAAGCAUCAACCAUCAUGUCUUCUCAAGCAUCUUCUCUAAUUUUAAAAUGUUAAAUGUAGUAUGUAAGUAAAAUUAACUUUUUGUCUCUCUCUUAUAUUUUAAACUGAUUAAAAUAAGAAUCAACUAAUUUUAUUAGCUAUUUAAUGCUUAACGAAUGCUGUACAGUGAGACCAUAUUUUUUUUUUUCUUUAUGGUAACUGUUUGAUGUUGCUAAAAGUACCAUUAUCAAAGGGUUAAGAAUCAUCAAUAAAAAUGAAUUGGAUGCAACCCCUGCCUGGGUCCGGUCUUCAUGGGGUUUGCAAGUUCUCCAAGUGCAUUAGUGGGUUCUCUCCGGGUUCUCCGGCUUCCUCCCAUAGUCCAAAAAGAUGACUUGGUUUGAUGGGCUUUUUUAGUUUGUUUUUCUUUUUAAACUUGUGUUUAUUUGGAUUAGUAUUUCAUCAGUGACAUUGUGUGUUUAGAUAAUAUGUAUUGGCAAUUUAAGUAUCACAUAUAUUUUAAGUGUGAGAAUAAAUAAACAAUGUUGAGAAAAUUAUUUAAGUACUAGACUUGUGUGUAUUGAAAAAUAAAGAACUCCUAAAGAUUAGAAGAAGUGC
Messenger RNA from Gambusia affinis (western mosquitofish), 2644 nucleotides. It is a transcript of the gene ftr84, whose product is annotated as finTRIM family, member 84. The transcript has 7 exons. The record is from RefSeq and is a predicted model, not a curated record. Gene Ontology annotation, molecular function: zinc ion binding; protein binding. Lineage: Eukaryota; Metazoa; Chordata; Actinopteri; Cyprinodontiformes; Poeciliidae. The coding region runs from base 169 to 1890 and encodes 573 amino acids.